AAAAGAAACAUGGCCGCAAAAGUGACUUAGGCUGUUUCUUGUGAAAAAUUGCUGUGUUGUUCGAGCUUCUCCAACUUCUCUUAACUUCGUCGUGUAAGUAUUACUACUAAUGCAGAAUAAUGAUUUGGUUUGGGUUUGUGUAUUUAUUCCAAGAAUCGUAAAUAUUUUGCUAUAUUUUAAUAUAGUCAGACGAUUUAAUAGACGAUAUAUGUUAUGUUAUAAUGUUGUUAUUUUGUUAGUGGGUGCGUCAGUUGUUAUUUAUGUGAUAUUAUUGUUUUGUCGGCUUCCUUUUGUCCGAUAUAAAUCGUACAUUAUGUAAUUGUACAAAUCGCAUGAAUGUUAUUUCAUAAUAAAGUAUAUAUUUUAAUAUUUUAUGAUGAACAAAUAAUGCUCAAUCCCAAUGUUUUUGCUAAGGUGCAUAGCGAAUAUAACUUUAGUGAUUUAUUGUACCCAACUAAUUACUGAAUGCACAUGCAUGUAUAAUGUGAUAUGUCAUCAAAAAGACAAACUUUAGCUUGUUAUAAAAUUUUGAAGAACGACAGGCCGGCUCCGUGGUCAAGUUGCUAUGCAAAAUGUCAUAUUGACAUUUUCAUAUAAAAACAGCCGCCAUACCUGAAAGUGUAUUCCUGACAGAGGAAUUUGGAAGUUAACCCCCCCACCACCACCACCACCCUCUUCAGAUUGUCCUAAUGCACUUACUAUUAUCAGAAACUAAUUUUUCUCUCCGCAGAGGGGAGUGCGGAAUUUUUUCGGGAACAACCCAUGGCCUAUUUUUUUUCAAAUUUUGUUAUCGAUUGGAAAAACGUCACAGUGUAAUAGUUAUGAGCCUCCUAUCCAUGCAAAAUAGGUGUAUUCAAGGUACUAGUUAGCAAUUUGCACACAACAUGCAUUGCAUCUGAUUAUAAGGCCUGACAGGCCUGUAUGGUAACCACAAGAGCUGACCUGGUUUGGACCUGUACCAGUUGUUACAGGUCACUCUCUUAGAGAGAAUUGACUUCCAGGGGGAAUUUAUAGUCAAUAUGUAAAUGUAAUUUUUCAGAUGAGACAACAUGGUAUCAAGAAAUUCAAGAACAAGCAUUGUCCGAGAGCCUGGGGAGCACAAAGUGACAUUCACAGUCACAUUAGCAUGUGCAGUUCAAGCAGGUGGGAAAUCGGUUCAACAUUUAAGGGUGUGAAAAAUUCACAGGGGGUCUAAGCUGCUCUGAAUGUUUUCUAACAACUUUGUGUUUGUAGCAAAACGACCAAGUUUGUACCAAAAUGACUGACCAGUAAACGUUUACAGUUGCUCUAGAAUCUGAACAAAUUUAAAGUCUUAAUACAAGCUUUAAAAUUUUACAGUUGAUGGUGAUGCUCCAAUAAUUGAAUCGAAGAAAGGCAAGCGUCUUGCCGUUUACGAAGCGCCCAAGGCGCAACAUUAUUUUCAUCUGGAGUAUAAGUUAAUGCCUGAUGAUCUUGAGCCAGUUAAAACUGAUGUGGUCAUGUAUGGAGUGGCGGCAAAGAUUUACAAUGAAAAUGAUUCCAAAGUGUUAAAAACUUGGAAGGAGGGAGAGAAGAUAUGGAUAGCCUGGACUCAAAAGUACAGUAUAGUAUAACUAUGGGGAACUCGGAGACCACAUACCUCUGCAGGGGCAGAUCUAGCCUCAUCUGCUAAGAGGGGUGCAGGUGGUGCAUGAGGGAGCCUUAUUGCCCACUCUCCUCUGCAGUCUGCAACGCUAUAGUAUUAUUUGAGAUGGCCGAAUGUUCACAAUUCUGUUACGUUUUACAUUACCUUUCAUUAAUUAUAAAGUUAAUAUCGGCUUUUUAUCACGUAUGCGUGACUGGACAGUUGCUGUAGCACAGUGCAGUAAAUUUGCUUGUUCAAGUGCAGCAUAUUUGAAAAUAUGGCUGUAUAACAACCUCAACAUGUUUUACAUGUUUAUAUUACCAUGAUAUUUAACUAUAGCAUUCUGAAUAUUUUCUCAUGUGCUUACAGAUCAAUAGACAACUUGCAUGUUAGACUAAUUUUUUAUUUAGGCAAAAAAAGUAAAUUCCAGUAAAGAACUUAUUAAAAUCAGUAAAAUUGCAAAAUUUGGUUACGAAAUGUUGUAAAAUACAGAAAAUAUAGCCUUACGAAGUUUGCGUAUUUUCAGUAUGUUUGUAUUACGUGCGGAAAUUGUUACCGUUUUUGAGCCGAAAAUGAUAACAAUUUCCGCACGUAAUACAAAUAUACUGAAAAUAUGCAAACUUCGCAAGGCUAUAUUUUCUGUAUUUUACAACAUUUCGCAACCAAAUUUUGCAAAUUUACUAAUUUCAUUAUGUUCUUUUUAACUGUUGUGUUUGAUUCCCUUCUCUUCACUUAGAUUAAAAUUUUGUCUAACAUGCAAGUUGUCCAUUAAAUCAUUUCAAGAAAUCGACACACGCUAACAGUAGAACUUCCGCUAAUCGCUAUUCGAAAAGCAGAAAAUGUAUGGUAUAAUAGUUUUUUAGGGUGAUGCUGGACUUUUCUAGGGUGGUGCUCGACAACGUUAGGUAGGGUGUGCACCCCCUGCACCUCCGUAAUAUAGAUCUACCCCUGCUUGAUAGACUACGCGAAGAACCAACUAUUUGGUGGGUUUUUUAAAUUUUAGUGUAUCAAUGUGGAUAACGAAAGAAUUACUUCUCGACAUUUUCGAGCACUCCCUUGAGCUCCUGAUCUGGGACUCCAAGGAUAAGGUGUCUGCGCGUGCUAGGUUUGAUCGACCUAAAGCAUUCCGAUUGCCUGCUGGGCAGGAGAACGAAGAGGAUGCUGGGAAUCAUGGUGGCAGCUCCAAUGUCAAAGCACUCGUUCUUAAACAGUCGCUUAGUCAUGCGCAGUUACAGCCGAAAGAGAGUCGAGAGAGGAGAGGUAUGUUCACAAGAAAAAUUUAUUUUGUUUCCAGAAUGAUUUUUAAAGAUUUACCAUGUAUACUAUCAAUGUAGAAACUCCUACCAUUAUUGGUUAUAGAUUUCCCGUAUGGUAAAUUGGUAAAAACCAUGUUUAAUAUUUACCAUUAAUGGUAUUCUUCUGGGCACAGAAAAAAAAUAAAGUACCUUCGGCACUGCAUAACCGCCGACUUCUUUCAAAAAGCCUUCGAUGCCAAAUUCUUUUGGGAACCCUGAAAACUUUUGCUUGUGUACUCUCGUCAACUCUUGUUCUCGUUUGACCAAGGCGCAAAUUUCUACAUUUUCAGGCGAUCGUCUGGCACGAACUACCUCAGGUACAACAGGAAGAACACUCCAAGAUCACUUGGCUCAGGCUGAAGAAUUUAGAGCAACCACAGCACCGACGGUAGGCUGCGCUCUAGCUUUCCUGUCAGUUCAAAAAUAUUUCUGGACGUCUCAAUCGGGCGACCCAUUUCCUGUAUCGUAAGAGCGUUGGUACAUUAAACCACGGUUUAGACUGACCGUUUAACAGCCAUGGUUUACACUUGCAAAGUUUCUGUGAUAUCACAGUAAGAAUUUUGCAUUAGGUAUAUUAUAAUUUUUGCAGGAUUUGUAAGAAAUGAUUGAGGGAAGUGACUCAGAUGUUAAACACGUAAAACACCAAGUCAGUUUCCUGAAAAAAUUAUUACAAAUCCUGCGAGACUUACGCCUGUAUUCUAAAAGCUCACUCACACUCAAUGAGUGGAGGUUCAAUCUGAGCUUCCCUUGAGUAUCUGGAGGUUUGAGUGUUUUGAAUAUCUGGAGGGUGAGUAGUCACAUAGUAAGAUACGAAUCUAACACUCCAGCUAUUCAAAAACAGCACUGACACUCAAGGGAAGCUCAGAUUGAACCUCCACUCUUUGAGUGUGAGUGAGCUUUUAGAAUACAGGCAUUAGAAUUUACCUAUGCAAAAUUCCUAAUGUGAUCAGAGAAACUUUGAUAGUGAAGACAAGCCUUACGACCUACAGCAAUUUCAAUUUAUACAGGGCUCAAAUUCCCUACAAACGCCCGCUCCGUCGGCGGUGACCAAGACCAGUGAGCUGGCCAAAGUGCAAGUGCGAGUGGACGAAAGCAGCAGACAACAUUGGCUUUGCAUCGCUCAGCUUGCAGGCUUAACCGAACCCUUCUCUGAGGAAGAAAUGGCCAGGUUAUCAGAAUUGGUUGAUACAAGAAAACGUUCUAAUUUUGAAAACGAAAAACGGAAAAAGAUUAAGGUUGAUGAAUUAGGUAAGUAUGUACGUGGAAAGCUUUGCAUUGAUAGGGAUGCAUGCAACUACCUGAAAAAUACAACGAGAACUUGACGUUUCGAGCGAAAAGGCCAUUUCCACUCAUAAAGGCCUAUUUCCACUCAAGAAAAAUUUCCAUGGACAGAAAAUGUUCCAAAAAUGUCAUCGUUGAAAGUUGAAAAUUUUCAACUUCAAUCUUUCAACUUGUCAGCCAAUCACAUUUUACAAAAUUUUCUGUCCUGUUUAUAUGGAGGCGAGUUACACGGCAAGGCAAGUUACUCGCCCAAAUGGGACAAACAAGCGCUGUGUUUAUAUGGAAUCGUGUUACUCGGCAUUUGCUGCGUGAUUGCCGCGCAUGACGCCGAAAUGGCGCCAAGACACAAAAAGGAUUUAAGUCGUUUGAAACGUUAGAAACAUUACAAAAUGUCGUGAAAAUACAAGAGCAAGCGCCGCCGAGAAACUCAGGGAAACUUAUCUAAUGAUUCCCUGUGUAUUUCUGAGCUAUUAUAUUUCAAAUGCAAAGCACAUACAUUCAGUCUCGGGCGGCCGAGCUAUACCGGGGCAAAGUGGUAAAAUAUUCAUCUCGCCUAGGCGAUAUCCCACCUCUUUCUACCGGGAACUUGCCAAGGCGAGUUACUCGGCUGCAUCAUGUAGACAGUCCCGCGGGAUUACUAUAAGUUUUUAUAAUAGCCGGGAUCUUGCCGUUGCCGUCGCCUCCACAUAACCAGGCCCUUACCAUUAAUGUACCAUUCUCUAUAGAAAAGGAUACCAAGACAUCUAGGCGCAAAUCAAAGAAGGAUGAACAAAGGUCGACGGUUUUGGCAGCAUUCACUCGCAUUCAUGGCAUAGCUUCGAUCAAACUGCGUCUGUCUCUACUGUUUGCCGGUACCAAGUCCAUCACGGAGCGACUUGGCAACAAAGUGAACGGAAUUGAAGAUCUGAUGGUGACUGUUUCCUUAGAUAAACAGCUGUUAUCUGACGAACAAAAGAAAGACCUUAAUCCCAUGGUUAUAAAGUUGUUUUCUGUCAACGAUCUUCCAAACAAACCACUGUCGUAUGAUGAACUCAACGAAACGUAAGGCUUGUUCGUUACUAAAGACAAAUUGACACUGAAUACCUGUUCUCUUUAGAAGUCCAGUAUGGACCCUUCCUUAUUGGUACAGUGUUACUACAGGAGGAAAUGUAAACUAAGCUGCAUGUAACAUUAUUCUGGUUGGCUCUACCAGUUCUAAGUUCUUCUCCAAGUCCAGUAAGGACCCUCCCUUAUUGGUACAGUAACAGUGUUACUACAGGAAGAAAUCUAAACUAAGCUACAUAUAACUUUAUAGUUGCGGUUAGCUCUAUCAGUUCUAAGCUGUUUUCUUUAGAAGACCAGUAAGGACCUUUCCUUAUUGGUACAGUGUUACUACUGGAAGAAUUCUAAACUAAACUAACCUACAUGUGACAUUAUUCUGAUCAGUUUUGUUAGUUGUAAGCUGUUCUCUUUAGAAGACCAGUAAGGGUCCUUCCUAUAUAGAUUGGUACAGUGUUACUACAGGGAGAAAUCUAAACUAAGCUACAUAUAACUUCAUAGUUAUGGUUAGUUCUAUCAGUUUUAAGCUGUUCUCUUUAGAUGUCCAGUGAGGUAAGAGAAAGUUUGUGUGGUCUUAAUCGAUCUUAAUUUCGUUUCAGCUGUGUUCCAGUUUUUGCGCAGUAUAAAUUCUUCAAACAGCCCAUGCACCGUACCCUGAGCUACCCGCACGACCGCAAUGUAUACUGGGACGACGUGAACGUGGUACUGCUGGGCAUACUGGAUCAAGGGGAACUUCAGGAGUACUUGCAGGGUCCACCGCUACACAUAGAGAUACAUGAUAGAGAUAGGGAUAAUGAAUUGAAAAAAGUCAAAGCUGAUCUAUUCGGGGAUAAUCCUGAGGAUGAGAUGAUCAAUAAUGUUAGUUUGAUUGCAGGUAUGUGCUGCUGCGUUUACACCUUAAAUCCGCGAUCUUAAAUCCUUUAAUCGUUAAAUCUUUAAUCCCCUACUCCUUUUACCGCCCAGAUUAAUUCAUUAGGCCGAUACUUGCUUUUGUAAUAGAUCAAUAAAAUUGUAUUUCAUAACCAUAGGUCGUCGCACUACACAUAAUCCUUUCAAAGAUAAAGACAAAGCUUGGGAUCCCUAUGGCGUGGCAAAGCUAGAUCUCUCUGAACUACUUUUGGGUCAGCGGUAUAUGUACAUGUGCAUUCCAGUUCAUAACUGUUCAAGCCCGGAUCCAAAUGUCGGGCACGAUCGACCGGGUGGUUCUAUUGUCGGGCACGCAGGCAGUGUUGAUGGACCAGGUACGCCAAAGUGAAAUAGGUCAACUAUACGCUUGAAUGAUGUAUACACAUCAUCAUUGCUUUAUUAACUUAGACAAGUAAGUGGAGAUGUGCUACGGUUGCCCUAGCCUAGGCGUCCGCCUGCUUUGUAGGCUAGAGGUGUGCUAAUCAUCCUUACUUGCAGCUGAGAGCUAAGUUGAAUUGCAAAGGACGGAGCUCAACCUGAUCGAGUCGAAUGCUUUCUAAGGGCGCCUCUGGCAGCCACAUUAUGACUCAUGUCUGAUCACGGAGCACAGCUAGCAUGGGAGGAUCAGUUAGGAGCUAUACCCAAGCCAUCCUGUCAAUAUUCCCUGUGGGAGCAGGGAGGGAACCGGAGUACCUGAGGAAACUGACGACUUUCGGUGGAGUAUUGAAUUACUCCUUUUCACGUGAGUGUCAUGUGCCCGCAGCAAGCUCGGACCCACGAUCUCAGAGAUGAAAGUCGCUUGCUUUGAUGAUCGUGCUAUCGAAGCCCGUUAUAUUAACGAAUAUAGGUACUGGUGAUAUGAAUGACCCUUACUUGUCCUAGAGAUGAUAGUUUAGUUUCGUUUUCCUCCUGUAGUAACAUUCGACUAAUAAUAGACCUCUGGGGAGAAUAAAGUAGAUUUCAUAGACUUACGUUUGCUCAGAAUCAUUCAGACUUUUUUCUCAUCAACAGAAGAAGAACCGUUGCCUUCAGCCAACUAUAUUGAAGCGUGCAGUGAGUUAAAAUUGAAGAUAGAAGUUGGUUACCCACUGACGACUGCGACCGAAGUACGACGAAGAAUAACGGAUCCUGAUCAAGUCGAAAUACCAGAUGAGGUAACCUGCUAGGUGCUUGCCGAGGUGGGAUGGUUAGUUUUUGGAGAAAAAUUCCUGGGAGCACAGAGAGAGCAAUCAAACUCACCCAACCUAAGUAAAUCCCCCACCACCUCACCCUCGAACUACACCUACACCUACAAUAGAAUGUAGGCGUAACUUAGCGGCAAGUAACAGCGCGCUAACCUCUAAUGUUUUUAAGUCUAUCUAACUUUGAACAACCGUUUCUUGGUGUAAGCAAAAUGGAAAGUAUUUUCCCUUGGCCGCGAAUUAGUCAAAUAAAUAACUAAGUAAGUGGAGAUGUGCUAAUCAUCCAUACUUGCAGCUGAGAGCUAAGCUGAAUGGACCUUUAACCUUAUAACUAAAUUUUGAUCAAAUUAGUAAUAUUCCAAAGUUUCGUUACGAAAUCGGGUGUUUGGGUAUCAAUUUCCCGUUUGUAAUCUAAAAUGACUGAAAAUUGCAAACUUCGCAAGGCUAUAUUAUCCGCAUUUUACAACAUUUCGCAACGAAACUUCGGAAUAUUACUAAUUGUGUGAUGCUCUUUCAAGCUGUGAUGAAAUUUUUGUCUGGACUUGUCUAGAUCAAAAUUUUAGUUGUAAGGUUAAAGGUCCAUUGCGAAGGACUCAUCCCAACCUGAUUCCAACCUGAUCGAGGGCUCCUCUGGCUGCCACCUUAUCACUCAUGUCUGAUCAGGGAGCACAGCUACGGUGGAAGAGUCAGUUAGGGGCUAAUCCCAACUUAGGGGCUAAUCCCAACCUACCCUGUCGACAUUCCCUGUGGGGGGAAACCGAAGUACCCGGAGAAAACCCACGACUUUCGGUAGAGCGAUGACUCUUUUCACAUAAGUGUCACAUGAGUUCGCAGCGAGAAUUAAACCCACAAUCUCAGAGAUGAAACGCACUUGCUUUGACGUCCGCGCCACCAAAGCCCCUCCCAAGUGAAAUAUUUUUUCUCUAUCACUAUUUAGUGUCCUUUCGCCCGAGUGAUCUACAUAUUUGAUUAUUCAAACACGACAUUCUUGAAAGAACUUCAGACUGAGAUUACGGAGAUCAAUGCAACGGCACUAGAGUUGAUGAAUCUUCCCGAACACAUUAUCGAUGCUGCUUUGUCCACUUAUAAAUUAUCGGAGUAAGUUUGUUUUUUUAUUUCACAGUAACAGCCUUAGAUCUCGGUCAAACGGCGAUGAAAGUUGACGAGGGUUGAUCAGAUCUGAUCACAGUAGGAAUUUUGCAUGGAUAAAAUUUUGAAGUAUCAGACGUGUAUAACUUUACAAACGAUGACAAGAUAUUACUACUUAUUACGAUACUAGUUAGAGGAACUCGUUUUAUGAAGUUAAAGAUUCUCUAACUAUUUAUUAAACUAGUCUUUAUAUGAAGUUGAAAAAUUAGAAAAAAUUUCUAAAAAGUUUGUUAACUUUACUAGUUAAAAUAGUCAAAAAGACAUCUAUUUAAAAACAAUCGUUUGAAUCUUUCCGUCUUUAUUUUUGGCGAGAUGAAGUCGUGUUCUUGUUCCCGUAAUAGUCGCUGCUUCUCAGCAGGAAGCAACUAAUAUAAAUUAUGUUCUGGAUUUUCCCUUAUUUUAAUAUCAAAUAGAUAAGAUAAGGUGAAUAGGUUUUCGGAUCGUCGGAUUUCAGAUCUGGCGAAUAUUUUACACGGAUUUGCGGAUCUUAUUAAUACAGCGGAUUGCGGAUUUAUCUAAUAUUUUGGCUCGGAUUGUGGAUUUAGCUUGAAAUUUAGGAAGGGAUAAGGAAGAAAAGAUAAGGAAGAAAAGUCUAUGCAGCAUUCCUACUGCGAUCACAGAAACUUUGAUAGUGUAAACCAGGCUUUUAAGCCUUAAAAGGUCUAUUUAACUUCUCAUUUUAUUUGGUAGAGAGCAAAAAGACUCGAAAACUCUCAACAUACUCACUGGAUUUCAAGUCAUCGAUGGUGUUCGGCAUAUCUUUGUUCUCGAGGGCCUAAGAGAUGAAGCAAUCAAACGAUUAAUAGAGAGUUUGCCUUUAGACCAAGAAAACAACGGUAACGACCCAACGUUUAUUUGUGACUGCUGGCUCAAAUAAAGUUUUGAACCUUAUGACUGGUUGUGACUGGGUCUAUAUAGUUUAGAAAACACGCACGUUUUAACAAACCUGCAGCAGACUUGUAGCAAUGCUGUUUUAUUAACUGUGGCUGUUCCAACAGGAUAUGUUCGCACUGCUUGUUGACAAGUUGUAAACGGCUUGUUGACAGCUUGCUACAAAGCUGUUGAGCUCAACAGAGUCCCAGAAAGUACCGUACUAGUCACUUUAAAUUUUCUAUAUAAUAUAUUGAAAUUAUUCUCAUUUAGAUCCUGGAUCAGUUAAAGCUCUAUAUAAAUCUGACAUGACUUUCUCCGACAGACUUUACGUGUCACUGGACGUAGAUCUGUGUCGAGUUCGCUUACACGAUUCUCUGACCAACAUCACUCGAAAACCGUUGCUGUACGUACGGGACAUCGUACCACGAGCGUGCUUUGAAGGCCUCACAAGACUGGAUAAGGUUAAUUAAUGGGUUUAGUAUGGUUUAUGCUUCUGACAUUUCAAUAAUUAAAUCAUCUAUUCAAUCUCUAGGGCUGUAAGAUUCAUCCUGUACCUUAUAUCUUACUACAGCUAUAGGAGGGAACCUAAGCUAAACUAACUGCAUUUAUACUGGACAGCUCUGUCAGUUCUAAACUGUUCUUCCUGGAGGUCUAGUAAGAGUCAUCUCUUAUUAAUCCAGUGUUACUAUAGGAGGAAACAUAAGCUAAACUAACUUUAUUUAUACUGGACAGCGCUUUCAGUUGGCUAAACUAUUCUUCCUAGAGUUCCAAUAAGAGUCAUCUCUUAUUGAUCCAGUGUUACUACAGGAGGAAAUCUAAUCUAAUCUAAUCUAGCUUUAUUUAUACUGGAUAACUCUAUCAGUUCUAACGAUCGUUGCAGUAACAAUAUAAUAUCUAUACUUAGAUUCUUAGUGCGUCAAAAUUACGCGAGGUUGUAAAAAAUGAUCUGUUCCCUACGCCAGAAAUGAUUUUGUCCGUGAGUCGCGAGUUUGGCAUACCAUUGACUGCCGAAGACUUUGGAGGUGAGUUGAGGUGUGGUAUGGUGUAGUGUGGUAUGGUAUGGUAUUGCAUGGUAUGGUAUAUGGUAUAUGGUAUGGUACGGUAUGGUACGGUAUGGUAUUGCAUGGUAUGUUAUGGUGUAGUUUUGUAUGGUAUGGUAUAAAUGGCUUAUUUUUUAUCUUUUAUACCAUAUUUUUUAUCUUUUAUACCACAGAGGCAGGUUUGGGGGAGGAUUUCGGUCGCAUGGAGGACAUGAGUGGUGAGAACUCGCAAGAUCCUGGUGAUAGUACUAAACGUCGAAAUUGGACACCAUUGCAGUUAAAAAAUCCUGAAUAUCUUGAGACUUUGAAAAGUCGAGAGACUACUAACCGUGAUUUUAUCAUGGAAAAUAUCGUAAGUACAGUAAUACUGCUUGAUCAAAAUAUCAUCAAUAUCAAUAGCUCAGCACCCCCAGCUCAAGCUGAACCUUUCUCUGCAUUCCUGGUCAGGUAUACAGGGUGUCCAAAUGUGUUUUGAACAGCUAACUAUAGAUAUUAGUAGGCAUGAAUUUUGACAGUAAUUAAUUUGUCUAGUAGUAGUAGGCUAGAAACAAUGUUAUGGCUUUUCAAAAUAAAGUCUGGUUCACAUUAAAUGCCUCAUGGACCACUGGAAUAAUCAUCAGUUGUAUUAAGUAUUAAGGUGGCUCGAUACAGUUUUCAAAAAUUCAGGUGUUUAACAGUUUGACAUGUUCAAACUACGCAUUUUUAGGAUUUAUUCAAAAGAUAUUGGUGUUUUUUAUAUAUUUUGAUAACUCUACUUUCAAAUUAUAUUAGUUUUAGUAACAGAUAGCUCGUUGCUAUGACGACAUACGUGUACGAAAUUCACUCCAAAAUGGCCUAUCGUUUCGUAUAGUUGGAAAAAAAGCAUGGUGACCCCCAAUUUUUUUUCUUGCAUUGUUUUACUUGGACGAAAAGCUAACAAUUAGCAAAAUAUAAAAAAAUUCUGUAAUGCCAUUUUUUUGGAAAAUGCGAAAAUGUCAUAUUCUUCGUUAAAAUUUUUUUGGCAUUACAGAAUUUUUUUAUUUUUUGUAUAAUGAAAGUUUUUAGCGGUGCAAUACAGCAUGCAAAAUUUGAACAUAGGUCACCAGGCAAAAUAAAGAGAUAUAGCGCAUUGUUUUUCUAAAAUGGAAAAUUCUAAUGACGUCAGCAAUCGACACAAAACGCUAUACAACACGCGCAAUGACGUGAGAUGGCGCGAGCAACUGCUCACGUCAGGUCAUUUUGGAAGUUCUUUCAUUUUGUUAAUCAGUUUGCACGACCUGCGCGUAAAAAUGGUCGCCCAGUUUUGUUCGCGAUUCUUGAGCAGGGUUUUUGUGAUAACUAUAUCGAGCCACCUUAAUAAGUUUGAUGAGGCCCUUACUUUAAACAUGACAUUAGAGUUCUACCAAACAAAUUUUUAUAAGUUUAGCGUCAAGAUUCGGCUUUUAGAUUGAAUUUCCGAUGCCCUUGCAUGUCUGAAAAAUCUACAACACAGCUAUUGCAUUUUUUUGACAAUUUGUUUAGCCAAAUGAAAUCAAACGUAAUCUACAGUAAUUUAGUGUGUACUCUAUACGAAGUCCUUUGUUUCAUUAUAUUUGUAUUAUCUUUAUUGUUACAGCUCAGAACUCAGACGAAAGACCCACGUGAAAAACCCGACAGUAUCGCUGUUAGUAAGGCAGAACUUGACAACUGCAUUGCCCACAACUAUAGUACGCAGUCCUUGAAUUCAACUGAAUUGUCAAAACGAAAAUUGAAGAAAGUUCUUAGUAAGGUAAGUUGGGUUAAACCAAGGUUUUCAGAUAACAGAGUUUUGGCAUUUGAAAAGGGAGUUUUGGCAUUUGAAAAGGGAGUUUUGGCAUUUGAAAAUGAAGUUUUGGCAUUUGAAAAGGGAGUUUUGGCAUUUGAGAAGGGAGUUUUGGCAUUUGAAAAGGGAGUUUUGGCAUUUGAAAAAGGAGUUUUGGCAUUUGAAAAAGGAGUCUUGGCAUUUGAAAAAGGAGUUUUGGCAUUUGAAAAAGGCGUUUUGGCAUUUGAAAAAGGAGUUUUGGCAUUUGAAAAGGGAGUUCUGCCAUUUGAAAAGGGAGUUCGGCAAAUAGACAGGCAAACAAACAGACAGUCAAACAAACAGACAGAUAGACCGGGACGGUGGAGACCGGGACAAAGUCAAAGCGGAAUGAAAAUUGAAAUUGUCAACAUGUUUACAUGAGACCGGUACGAAAAUCACAAUUUUUUUAAUUUAUUCCCCCAACUAAAUCAGUUCUACGAAAUAGUACGUUAUCUUCGAAAGUAACAGACCAUAAAGUAGACCAUGAGGUUGAGGAAAAAUAACUUUGUUUGAAAGCUUAUAGAGUGCAGGAAGGAGAGCAGAAUUGAUAUUUCAAGUAACAAAGUGUAUAAAACCUUGUAAAACAUACAGUGUGCUAAGCAUGAACAUAAUUUCUGAAUAUUAUCAGGAUCCUGGAGGCGUGUAUACCUAUUGUUCGGACUAUAACUCAGCCAGUAUAGAAACGUCAGAGGAAAGUGCAGCCAGUCAGAUAAACAGAGACGAGGAGAAACAAAGAUGGCUGACUGAGAAAGGAUUUAUUGUUUCCAGUUCAAAAACUGCUUUGGAGUCAAAUCAGCAUCCAUUAAAGCCUGACAACGCUCGCGUUAUGGAAUUGAACAAGGUAUAAAAUUAGCGCAUAUCUAGAGUACGUACGCAAAAUCGGACACCUUGUAGCAAGUCUGCCAACAAACCGCCAACAAGUUGUGUUCGCACUGCUUGUCACAACUUGUCAACAAGUUUGGAACAAUUUGUUAACAGUUGUAACAAGCUUGUUGAUAUUAUCAGACUUGUUGCAAGGUUGUUCCAACAAGUUCGAUGCAGUCAUGUUGUAACAAUAUUGUUGCAACCUCGCGUCGUCAACCUUGUAACAUUCUUGUUAUGUCAUGACUGUAUCAGACUUGUGAGAACAACUUUAUAACAAGUCUGAUAACGCCAUCAAGCUUGUUAUAAGUUGCUAACCCAUUGUACGCAUUAAUGAUGGUUUUACUAUAUGUCUUCCCUGCAAAAUAACAUGGUUUAAUUAACGACAAGCUUUUUUUGCAGCCCUGGCGAGAGAACGUACUUCAUGCGAACAUUUUGAAGCCUACGGUUGAUCGGUGUGUAUUUUCAGUUUUAUUAUGGAAUUUUAUUUGUAUUUUUAUCAUUUCUUUAGCAGGAACUUAUAUAUUCGACCCUUCCCUCACAUAUAUAAUUUACUUUUUUAUCAAUAAAGAAUCGUAUUUCCUUGGAAACAUCGCGACAAGGAUAUGGACACCAUCAAGCCGCCUGCUGAACCAAGAUACCUGGGCUCAAUUCACCUUUACGGCGACGUCCGCGAGCAGGAGAAACGCGAUGCAGCGGAGAAGGACAUGCGCGAGUGGGAAUCGCGGGUUGUCGUGGACGACGUGCGUUUCCGAACUCACCGAUGCCUUCCGAGGACGGAAUUAACGGACAAGGGGGACAAAUCUGCAAGCGCGCUUACCAAACUCGAUGAUAUUCUAAAAGACCCUCCACAGAAAUUUUCAUUGAAGGAGGGUGAUUUGGGAUUGGACAAAGUCCCACCUCUGGGUACACUUGGUGGGGCGGGGAGGAGGGGCAAGGUGGAAGAGGAGAUGAAACAUGGUGGGUAUAGGCCUGGGCCUCAGGAUGAGAGAAGUUGGUUGAUGGAAGGAAAUAGAAUUCCUGUGGGAGUUGAUGGUAAAGAAGGGAAGAAAGAGAAAGAACAAGAUUUCAGGUAAGAAAUGCGUAUAUCUUAAGCCCUAGUCAAACGAGAACGAGAGUUGACAAGUGAGAGUUUGCAUGAGAGUUUUCUCAACUCACGUGCCCCGGUCAAACGAGAACAAGAGUUGCAUGAGAGUUGAUGAGUGUUGACUGGAUAUUACCGCGCACGUAGCAGAAAUUCUCAUCAAAAUUUGAACCUGCUCAAAGCCCAGACCAAACGAGCUAGGACGAAAAUUAUGAGAGUCGGUAGUCACGCGACAUUGGUUAGCUGUUCUUAUAUGCUUUCCCAUGUAUUCUUUUUAAGUUGAAACAUAGUUGAAAUACUUAUCAAUCCUUUAUUUUGUUAAUCUAGACCUUGAAAUAUCUCCUGUAACAAUGCGUGACUAAUAUAAGCGAGAUUUUGCCUAUUUUCUCAACUGUACGGCCCGCUCAAACGAGAUUAUAAUUCGUUCUUUAGCUGGUAAACGUUUCUAAAUAAACACUUCGUUUCUUACUCUAAUUCCAGGUUGGUUUUCAAGACAAAAUCGAGUACAUAUCGUCGCCCUAUUGAACCACUAGAACCACACGAACGACAAACGCAUUUAUUUCCAAACAACAUGGAAUCUCUCAAUUUAACAGAACAGCCAUCAAAACUCGAUUCAACAGAAACACGAUAAAAAACUUUGCAACAUACAGGACUCCAGAGAAAAUUUUAUAUAAUAAUUAUAUUUUAUGAAUCUCUACAAAUUAGUUCCCUCCCCCCGUUAAUGUGUUCAUGGCACAUCCAUAAAUAAUUCUUCGAAAAUUUGUCAGAUUCUUAAAGUGAGAUUGUAAAUAUUUUAUAUAUAGCUUGUUAAUAGUAUCAUGUGCAGGGGCGAAGCAUCACGUGUGAAAUAAUUAUAUGUACACAGUCAGAGUGAACAAUCCGACUGGAAUCGUAAUUUGAUUUUCCUAAAAUUCUAUUUCUACCAACUAAUUUUCAAAAUCUGCAUUCAAGUUGGGUUUCAGCAGAUGGACAAAUUUGACUAACGUUGUAAUGUUUACAACGUUGCUGGCCAUGUUCUUAGCAAGUGCCCUAAAGAGAUGCAUUCACCCCCUGGAACAUUAAAUUUCAAUACGUUUUCAGGGGGUGACGGCCUCUCUUUAGGGCAUUUGGUAAGAACAUGACUUACUGGAAAAAUCCCUUUCGCCGAAAUCAAUAAGAGGUGAGACCUCUGUAUGGUAUUUACUCUGUGGUUGUACAUUCCUGCAACGUUUCCAAGCAUGCCCAGUACCACCAAGUAUACGGAGCUCACUAUAACCUAGACUAGGCCUAACACUAAGUAUUCAGCACCUUACCCUGACCUAAAUAUAUUCAACUGGAGCGGCGUCACCAGAACCAUUGGCGGCUACAGUACUGUUUUCCUCCAUCGUCUUAACUGUGCCUUCUGUGUUCUUGACCUGCGGUCUCUUGACAGGCGCAUAUUCGGACCUAAUGUUCUCGUUGACCGACUCUCUAGCACGCACACAGCCCCAGAAGUUAUAUUUUUUGUUCUUUUUGUGUAUAUUUUUAACAUCAAUCCGUCCGACAGAAUUGAGAUCGUCCAUACUUUUACUAGUUUGUUUAUUUCCUUUCGACUUUUUCUGGAACCAGCGCGGCCGAGGGAAUGUUCCUUUUUUCUGACCGGAUUGCGUUUCUGGAGUGCUCUUGAGUAUGUCAGGGGCGACGUCGAUCGCGCGUUCCUGGUGACCAGAAUCGUCUUUGAGCGGUUCGAGUCUAGGGGAAUACUUAGCAUCGCCAACGCGAUCCCCAGGAUGUACCUGCCCGUCCACAACGUCGUUAUCUGUCCCGUUCUCUGCGACGUCUUGGUACUGUCGUACUCUCCGCGACAAUAAUUUUUCCCGUCUUUUAUUUCGCUCGACGUCGGACGUCGUGGUCGAGAUCGUACGAUGUUUCGUUUCCGACUCGUCGCUCGUCGACAUAUCGUCGGGGAAACGAUCGCCAAAGAACGUCUUACGUUCGUGAGGUGUCGUGACGUACGAUCCGCUAUCCGAACCUCGGUCCGAAUUCCGAUCGGAAUAACGGUCCCAGCGGUCCGGAUACCCGGCCGAUAACCGGUCCGAGAAUCGAUCAGUGAAAUCAGAAGUUGGGCUCAUUCUUCCAGAGCGACUUUGAAGGGUCCGCGUGCGUGGAGCAUUGGGACUAGCGAUCCCACUGUCCUUUGCGGCUAUCUCCAUUUUUAAAUUUUCCAGCUCGACGCUCAUUCGUAUGAUAUCUUCCUCUUGGUGUUGGCAGACGCGUUCAAGACGUUUUAGUUUCGUAGCUAAGCUUUUCUCCCGUCGCCUUGCGGCAUUAAGUUCGUGAACGAGCUGAUUCUCCUUGUCCAUCGCAUGUUCCAACUCGUCUAAAGCUUCUGUGAGGUCUGUUUCUAAAUCAUCUGUCUGUCUACUGUUGCCAUUGAGUAAUUUCUAAGAUUGGAAGAAGAAAGGCAUUGCAUGUUAGGUAGCCCAUGUCUCUUUUGCUUCUAUCAGG
Molecule: messenger RNA, 16575 nt
Organism: Paramuricea clavata
Lineage: Eukaryota; Metazoa; Cnidaria; Anthozoa; Malacalcyonacea; Plexauridae
Source: the annotation of a GenBank genome assembly